Molecule: messenger RNA, 2107 nt
Organism: Maylandia zebra (zebra mbuna)
Lineage: Eukaryota; Metazoa; Chordata; Actinopteri; Cichliformes; Cichlidae
Source: RefSeq, a predicted model, not a curated record
GAAAGGGAGACGUAUUUGGGGACGUUUUCUGGAAAGAGGUGACUCUGGCUCAGUCCUGCGCCAAUGUGCGAGCUCUGACCUACUGCGACCUCCACGUUAUUAAACGCGACGCUCUGCAGAAGGUGCUGGAAUUCUACACGGCAUUUUCCAACCACUUCUCUCGAAACCUGCUGCUCACUUAUAACCUGCGUAAGAGGAUCGUUUUUCGAAAGAUCAGUGAUGUGAAACGGGAAGAGGAGGAGAGACGGAACCGUAAAAAUGAAGCCCCUCUGAAUUUGCCACCAGAUCACCCAGUACGAAAACUUUUCCAGCGCUUUCGACAGCAGAAGGAGGCCCGCAUGGUGACUGGGAAACCAGAAACAGAUGAACAAGACAUUGAGAAGGGUCCUCUCUAUGUGGACAUCCCCAAAAUUAAAUCAGCUAUUACAACUACCAGCAUUGUCACUGUAACAGAAAGCCCAGCUACACCUUCAUCUUCAACUCCUCAAUCGCCAUCACCUCUCAACUGUACGGUUGCAGACAAGGCAAAACUGCAAGUGCCAUCGUCCAUUUCUUUGGUUGGUGGCCGCUCUGCUGAACCACCCAAACUGAAAGGCUGGGGUCGCUUUAAGGAGUCGAUGGCCAAAGCUGACAACUGGAACACAGUGUCUAAAGCUGAAUCCAUGGAGACUUUACCUGAACGAACCAAGGUGCAAGAAUCCCCAAUCUCUUUAAAAAAGACGGACUCAUGUGACAGCGGCAUUACCAAAAGUGAGUUACGCCUGGACAAAGUGGGUGACUUCCGCUUGACGCCUCAGGACCGCAGUCCUGCCCAGCCUCCAGAAAUGAGGCAUUUCUUCUACCCCAUCCCGGAGCAAACACUUCAGGCUUCACUGCAGGAGCUCAAGCUAGAGCUAAAGGAUGACCUUAAGAACCUAAAUGUUCGAAUGUCAGGCCUAGAGAUGCAACUCACAGAAGUGCUAAAACUCCUGAAAGCCAGCCAUUCAAGCUCUAGCUCUCCACAGCAUCUUUUUGACAUUUCUAGACCUGCUUCACCAGAAGUGGACAAAGAGGAUAUCUUCUCUUGAAGAAUGAAAGAGUCAUCCGGCAACAGUUGACCUUAAAUUCAGCUGAAUCCAGUAAUAUACAGAUUACUCGGAUAGCUGAGACCACACUGGGUAUACCAUUUAGAUUAGGCAGCAGUGUAGUAAGAUGCACCAGCCUUCAUCCUAGGGUGUACCUACCUGGUAGCAAGGUAACGUCGUGCUGACAAGUUGAGGUCGUAACCUAGAUUUUUGUAUCUUGGAAUCUAAUAUCUGAAGGUUACACAAAAACUGACAGCUCUCUGUUUGUACAUACGUUUGAUUUAUCUUUCCGCUGCACUAUGAUGGAAAAAUACUUUGAGGGGUGGCAUUUUAUGAAAAGUCUGUUCAGAUUUUGGGGGAGGUAGGAGAAGGAGGUAUCUCCAUUGGAAGGUUCCAAUGGAAGCAGCAUGACCCACUGGUUUGUUAGCAUUUGUAAGAGAUUCUUUGCAUGUCACAUAAAGUAGACGUCUGCCUCAAAUAGCAGUUGGCGCAUAUUUGAUUAAUUGAGGCCGCACGCCGAUCCAUUUGCAUUAUUUCACAUUGACAGGGAAAGAGGACAGUUUUUGCAGAUGCUGAAUCAAUCUUAAUGUAAUUUCCUCAAACAGUUAUGUAAUUAUAUCAGAUGCCAGAAUCAUUAUGAAUUAAACAACAGAUAACUCUGCCCGACCAAUCUGAUUUUCAAAAACAUGUUUGAGCGCAGAUCCUAAUUUCAAUAAACCACAAAUAGAUGUGCUUCAUGGAAAAUUGAAUGAAAUGCUAACUAGUGAGGCAGCAAAUGGCAAGUUAUCCCUCUUUCCUGAUAUCUAGGUUUACUAUGUUACAGCUUUGGUGAUACAUACAGUAAUUUUAUAGGUACUGACUGUGGCCAAAACCCUUACAAAUAUAGAAAGUAAUGGCGAUUUGCACAAUAUUUGUAAACUAAAAUUUGUGUACAAUAAAACAGGCUGUUAGAAAGUGGACUGAGAUCACCAGACCAUUUUUGACUUUAAUGGUCCCUUAAGUAUAUUUUUACAUUUUAAUCCUGUUAACAUGCAUGAUUUAAC